This is a messenger RNA of Schistosoma bovis, 411 nucleotides long. NCBI's taxonomy places the organism in Eukaryota, Metazoa, Platyhelminthes, Trematoda, Strigeidida, Schistosomatidae. The record is from the annotation of a GenBank genome assembly.
AUGCUUUUGAAAAUUAUUAUUCUAAUUUAUGGAUUGAUUAUUAUAUUAAUUUAUCGAGAAGGAAAUACUUUGAAUUAUUUAUCACAGGAAUGUGAUAGUAAAUCAGAAUGGGGCCCAUGGCGUUGUCCUGGUAUAGGAACAAAAUGUACUGCUAACAUUGCAACACGUUAUAAAUGCAUCGGUGGAAAUUGUACAAGUGAUAGUCUAUGUGCUAAACUUGAAAAUCAUACUCAAUCAGAUUCCUGCGUAAAAGUUCUUCAACGUGGUGAAUGUGAACCUUGGUGGACCAACUGGUCAUCGUGGUCUAAAUGUACAACAACUUGUGGAUUCCAUGAAAAACAUCGUUCCCGGAUUUGUACAGGAGCUUUUAAUUAUAAUAGUUACAAAUUUAAGAAUACACGAAGGAGUUGA